This is a messenger RNA of Paramuricea clavata, 3655 nucleotides long. NCBI's taxonomy places the organism in Eukaryota, Metazoa, Cnidaria, Anthozoa, Malacalcyonacea, Plexauridae. The record is from the annotation of a GenBank genome assembly.
ACAUAGAAAAAGAAAAGGAAGCUAAACAAAUGGCCAUGACUGAUGAUGAAAAGGAGGCUUUGGUAACAUUUUAUAAACAACAUCCAAUGCUGUGGGACUCCAAGCUAGAGUAUUAUAGGAAUCGAGACCUCAAAAGCGUUAACUUAGAAACUUUGGCAGAAAAGUUGAACUAUAAAUACAGCAUUGAUAAAAUACAACAAGAGUGGCACAACCUGGUAACAAUCUAUGAAAGGGAACGUGCAAGGCAUGAAGGCAGUAAGAAGGCAGGGACAGGUGGGUCAAAGGUAUAUAAGUCCACAUGGCCAUUUUACAAAUGCAUGUUGUUUUCAUGUGAUCGAUCAAAUUCCGACACAGCUACAUCAACAUUAAAACAUGUUGCACCUAAAACAAAAAAAAGUCAACUAAAUGUUCCAAAGAGAAUGUAGAAGAAGCAAAAGUCAAGUUAUAGGAAGCACUAACAGAAAAGUUGUCAGGCAAAGUGGGCAGUCAUGGUACCAGCAACUUACAGCAAUCCUGGCAAGAGCUGAGGGGUUUCAGGCUGGUUUCCAGCAAGGAUGGCAACAAGGUUUCAUGCAAAUGCAAACAGUCUACCCAAACAAUCAAUUACCCAUGUUUCACAGUUUUCCACAACAGGUGUUCAGAAGUAGUUCCCCCUCUUCACAGUCCUCUGAAAGAAGUAUCUCACCAGGAUUCCGAAGCCAUUCCAACUCUCCAGAAAUGCCGCACAACACAUCUCCCUCUCCUUGAAAAAUGUUCAUGUCUCUAAAUAGUCCUCCUGCACAAAGCCAAGGUCACUACUCAUCAGAAUCACCUGCACAUAGUUCAAAAGAUCUUAUUGCUCUGAAAUCAACACCACAAAUACAGAGCAAUAUGAUUGGUGGUGGGUUUUUCAAAUUAUAGAGUGUAGUGACCUCAACAAACAACGGACCUCUUUCAUGGUUGUAAAUUAUUAAAUAUUCUUUUGUGUACAUAAAAAUUAAGCCUUUCUAGCUUAAUUGCAACAUGAAGAUUUUUUAAAGAUAUAAACCACAAAUUAGGCACAAAAGGCUUAUGUGGAUGCACAUAAACUGAUAAAAGAUUAUGAAAACAUGAUACUGUAACAGUGUGUAAACCAGUGGGGGGGGGGGGGUCAUGGCCCACAGCAAGCCAUUUUUUGUGGGGUGCCAAAGUGUAUAGGGGGUGCCAAAAAAGCAUGAAAUAAAAAAAGUCAAUUGUAACUAAAAAUUGACCCAAAAAUUGUUUUGAUGGUUCAACCACGCCCACCCUUCCCACCCGCACCUCCCUUCAACAAUAUGUUUUUUUUAAAUUAGGGGUGCCUAAUUUAAAGUGCCCCUUGCUGAAUAGGAGCCAGCAUGCAACUAGUGUAUAGCAACUUGCUGCAAAGAAAUCUUGCCUAAUUAAAAUAAAUGAUAAACAAUCUUGAAUUUACAUACAAAUGUAUAUUGAGAUCAACCCAAAUAUUAGUGGUGCAUUUAUUAAUUCCAAGAUUAAUUUUAUAUUUUUAUUGCCUGCUCUACACUUUUUGUUUAGCUACUGCAUGCUCACCAGUAGCAAAAGCAUUAAUAUAAAACCCUUGCUGUUUGCCAAUAAAGACUUUUAUGUUACUGUUAAUUUGUUGAAAUAAGUUUGCUCCAAAUAGUUGGUUAAUUAAUAUAUUAUGCUAACACAAUUAGGCAAUGCCUCUUGCACACCAUACACUGCAUAUAAAGACACUACAUUUUAUAUAUAAUAAAACUAAAACAGUAAUAGAAAUGGAAAUUGAGAAACCAUGUCGUUAAGGUCAACAGAGAAAGCAAAAGAGCAUAUUUUCUUGAAGUUAUUAAUAAUACCAAAAAAGAUCCAAAGUCAAUGUGGAAAACAAUAAACAAUCUGUUAGGACGCUCAAAUUGUCCAAUACCAACUUAUGCAGAGAGUAAUGGUGAAAUUUACACAAAACCUAAAGAUAUUGCCAAUCAUUUCGCAAAGUUCUUUAAUGAAAAAAUAAAGAAAUAUAGAUUUGAGAUGUCCAACCCGAUAGAUACGGAGUAUGUAACUAAAUCAAUUACCGAAAUAAUGACUGGAAAAAACUGUCGGUUUGAGUUCUCAUCUUUAAGUCUUUUUAGAAGUUCACAGCUGCCUUGCUAAGCUUCCAGAUACUAAAGUGACAGGCGUAGACGGCAUUGAUAAUUUUUUACUUAGAAUUGCGUCGAAUAUCAUAGCGGAACCUAUUAGAUACAUUUUUAACUGUUCAUAUGCGAAGUCAAUAUUUCCUGAUCAAUGGAAAGUAGCUAAACUACACCCGAUUCCCAAAGAUAAGAAACAGCCUUUUGAAGAUAUAAAUAGUCGACCCAUCAGUCUUCUAAAUGUAUUAAGUAAACUGCACGAAAAAUUUGCGCAUAAACAAAUCUGUCACUAUGUCUCCGAACAUAACUUAAUGCUCAAGAAUCAACAUGCAUAUAGAAUCAAUCAUAGCACUGAAUCAGCACUUUUACAUCUGACUGACAGUUGCCUUGACAACAUGGAGAAUGGUAUGCUUACUGGUGCUGCUUUGUUGGACUUUUCAGCUGCUUUCGACCUGAUUGAUCAUAAUUUUCUGCUUCUGAAAUUGAAAUGUUAUAACUUUUCAGAUAAUGCGAUUAACUGGAUCAAGUCAUAUUUAAGUGGGAGAACCUCAACCGUAUAUAUCAAUGGUGCUUUUUCUAAUCCGAUCGAGAUGACUUGUGGGGUGCCACAGGGUAGUUGUCUCGGCCCACUGCUCUUCAGUUUGUUUGUUAAUGAUUUACCAACAGUCUUAACUACAGCUGAUAUCACCUUGUGCGCCGAUGAUAUCACUCCGUUCCAAUCUGGACAUAACGCCAGACUCAUAUCAGAUAAACUUCAACUUGACUUAUCUAAAGUUGAAUUAUGGGUCACGAAGAAUCGUCUUGUUCUUAAUGCUGAUAAAACAAAUAGUAUCCUUGUUGGAAGUCGGCAGAAGAUUAAAUCAGCUCCAUCGCUUAACUUAUCCAUUAAAGAUAAAAUCAUUGAACAACUUCCAUGUGUAAAACUCCUUGGCGUCCAGGUUGACGAGAACUUAAGUUGGAAGCAGCAUUGUGAAGAUCUACUUAAAGAUUGUUCCAAAGCUCUUGGCUUACUGUUCAAGUUCAGCAGAUAUAUUCCAUCAAAAGUUUUAAAGAUUAUCGCUGAGGCACUCAUACUGUCAAAAUUGAACUAUUAUUGUACGGUUUGGGGAUCUGCGCAAAAUCAAGAGUCGAUUAAUAAUUUACAAAAACUUCAGAACAAGGCCGCCAGAUUGAUCCUAGGAUAUAAGGUUGAUGAAAUAUAUAGGGAAAAUCUCCAUGAUGAAAUAGGUUGGUUAACAGUGAGACAAAGGAUUCAUGUCAGAACCUUAAUGGCAUUGCAUAAUGUACUUUAUUCUGGUGAACCAAAUGCAAUUUACGUGAAUUUUAAACCAUUUGAAAUUACUCAUGAACACAAUACUAGAUUUUCGUCGAGGUGUCGAAGUGAUAAUAUGUUGUUAGAGAAACCUAUGUUAAAGAAGAAAACCUUUUUAGCUCGGGCUUUUAGGACUAGAGCUAUCCGUCUAUGGAACAAUUUAGACUAUACUAUAAAAAUCAUAUCUUCCAAAUCCAUGUUUAAGUCUGCUGUUCUUAAACAGCUAGACUGGUUCAUAUAA